Molecule: messenger RNA, 1347 nt
Organism: Mercurialis annua (annual mercury)
Lineage: Eukaryota; Viridiplantae; Streptophyta; Magnoliopsida; Malpighiales; Euphorbiaceae
Product: F-box protein At5g07610-like
Exons: 3
Coding region: 1-1347 (448 amino acids)
Molecular function (GO): protein binding
Source: RefSeq, a predicted model, not a curated record
AUGAAAAACUCUGAACCAGAAGAAAUUCCACCAUUUUCUUCUGCUGAAACCAUCGCCAACAAUCUAGACCUUCUUAAUGAACUUCUACUUCGUCUCCCUGCAAUAUCAUUACUAAAAUUCAAAUGCGUUUCGAAACAAUGGCUUCAAUUUAUUUCCGAUCCCAAAUUUUGUACCUCCCACACUCGCCGCCACCUGAACCCUAACUCCACCUCCCCCGCCGGAUUGUUUCUGGACAAACAGUUUAGUUUUCUCCCUCUCGACCCUCACAAAUACGACGAUCUUUCAACCAAAAUCCACGCCCUCGAUUAUAUGAAUAACGGUGGUGAAAUCCAGAUAGAACAGUCGUGUAACGGCUUGCUCCUUUACUCUUAUAGCGAGGAGCGCGACUUUGAAAGCUGUAUCUUAUAUGGCCUUUAUGGUAAAGUUUAUUUUAUAUGUAAUCCCACUACUAAGCAAUUUAAGAGAGUUCAAUUUUCUAAGGAAAAUGAAUUUUUUGUUAGAGCAGUUUUUUUGGCUUUUGAUCCUUCCAAAUCUCCUCACUAUAAGCUUAUUUUGUUUUACUCAUUUACUCAAAUGAGACGAGUAAAUUUUCAGCUUGAUAUGUAUUCAUCAGAGACAGAUUCAUGGAGUUUAUUAGGCAUUAACGUACCUCUGGUCCGUGACUGCUUCCCCCGUUUGAGAGGCGUUUACUGCAGAAACGCGGUUCAUUGGCCUCCCACGAGGAAAUUCGGAACUUGUCUGUAUUUUGAUGUCGAAACAGAGUCGUUGAAGGAAAUGCAGAGACCUCCGUCGUAUCUAACCGGAGCAAUCGGGGGAAAGGUUUACUAUUUCGGAGAGUCUCGAGGGCAUUUACAUCUCGUAAUAAGUAACCUGUCGGAAUCUUUAUCGUUAGAAUUCGAUGUAUUGGAGAUGGAAAUGGAUUAUUCUCAAUGGUCAGUGAGGUACCGUGUCAAUCUUGGUUCUGUAAAAAUGGAAUUUCCGGAGUUGGCUUGGUAUGUUCGAGGAGUUGUAAGCUUUUCAAUUUUGAGUAUUGUACUUUGUGGUGAUUGUAAUAAGAAAGAAGAAGAAAAUGCCAUUGUUGUGAUUUGUGUAGAUGAUGUGGUUUUGGCCUAUAAUAUGUGCAAUGGCACAUCAAAGAAGCUUUGUGAUUGUGAUGGUGGUAGAUUGGAUGAUGGUACGGAGAACUUGGAGUGGUAUAGUACAUUUCGCUUUUCGAUGGAGUUUUUAGCUUUUGCUUUUCAAAAAGCUCCACCAAAGCGUUUGAGGUGGCAAAUGGUGAUUUUGGGUGGGUUUGGGUGGGCUUAUUUGGGUUUGGGCAAUUUUGGGUUGGGUAAUUUUGGGUCAUAA